UUCAGCUGCUGCCUAAUUUAAUUCCAAAAGCAAGCAAUACAAUGGCCAGAUUUGAUCCAUACGAAUUUAUAAGCUUGCAACCCAACAAAGAUGGAACAUUCACUCGUCUUCUCCACUUCCCACUUGCAAAAACCAACGAUGAUCCUUCCACCGGAGAAGCCGUACUCUCCAAAGACGCCAUGAUUAACGGCGAAAAAAACACCAAAGUCCGCCUAUACUUUCCGAUCAAAAGCAUUUCUAACGGCGAACGUCUUCCCGUCGUAUAUUAUUUUCACGGCUGUUCUUGGGUCCACUUUUCAGCGGAUAAUCCCGCACUUCAUCUUGAACGUAAAUGGACUGCAUGCACAAUUCCCGCACUGGUCAUUCUUGUUUUAUACAGGCUCGCACCAGAAACUAGGCUUCCCGGCCAAUACGACGACGCAGAAGAAGCACUUCUUUGGACUAAAAGACAAGCCCUAGACCCUAAAGGCGAACCGUGGCUCAAGAAUUACGCAGAUUUCUCUAAAUGUUUCCUCUCCGGGUCCGGCAAUGGAGGGAACAUAGUGUUUCACAUGGGCUUACGAGUAAUGGAAAUGGAUUUAAACCCGUUGAAGUUCAUCGGGUUGAUAAUGAACCAGCCAUUAUUUGGCGGGGUACGAAGAACAGAAUCAGAAAUUAAAUUUGCGGCCGAUCAGAUCAUACCGUUGCCUGUUCUUGACCUAGUGUGGAAGCUGACCUUGCCUAAAGGAGUGAACCGUGACCAUAGAUUUUGUAAUCCAAUGGUGGAAGGGCCGCAUCAACGGAAGAUAAAUAUGUUGCCGCCGUGCUUAGUGCUAGGGUUUGGAAUGGAUCCGUUGAUAGACAGACAACGGGAAUUUGUGCAGUUACUGAUGAUGUACGGUGUUAAAGUUGAAGCUCAUUUUGAUGAAAUAGGGUUCCAUAGGAUUGAGAUUGUUGAUGCUAAAAGCCGAGUCACCAUGCUCAAUCUUAUAAAGCAAUUUAUACAUACGCAAAUUGCUUAUGUAGCUCCUAAGCAGAACGACGAUUCAUUAGACAGAAAUGACGGCGCUUGUCAUUUGGACAUGAAUGGAAGUGUUCAGUAAUGUAGGAGAUGAAGUAAGGAAGAAUGUAAGCGCAUAGGGUUAUUUGGUUGUACUGGCAUAAUUGUGCAAAAAAUUCAAACAUUUUGGUGUUUUGCUAUUUAAACUAACCCUU
Molecule: messenger RNA, 1194 nt
Organism: Mercurialis annua (annual mercury)
Lineage: Eukaryota; Viridiplantae; Streptophyta; Magnoliopsida; Malpighiales; Euphorbiaceae
Product: probable carboxylesterase 9
Exons: 1
Coding region: 42-1082 (346 amino acids)
Molecular function (GO): hydrolase activity
Source: RefSeq, a predicted model, not a curated record